UGUUUGCGAUACAACCAUGAACGCUUAAACGAAACGAACGGUUACAAACGGAAAUUGUGAGGAAAUAAAUUUUAUUUAUUUAAUCGGUACGGCGGGAAAUAUGUGUAUAUUAACGGAUACUUGACGAAAUUUUGUGUGUGAAAUUGGAAAGUGUAUUAUGAAAAUUGCAAAUUUAAAAAGGAUUACAAAUUUAUAAAAUAAAAAAUACUUGAAGAAAACAAAAAUAUUUAAGAAAAUUGUGCAAAUAUUUGAUAUAUCUAAGAGAAAGUGUUAAAAGGAUAUUUAAAGGAUAAUUCAUAAUAAGCUGUUUUUAACAAGUGAUUAAAAAAUUUCAGGUACCCAACAACACACUAAAAUGAAAAUCCUUCAACACAAUCGCACACAAGUCUAUUUAUUGAAUUAAUUUGGAUCAAGAGAUAUAAAAAGGCGAAAGACAUAAAAAACACUUGAAAUUGAAAAAAAAGAGAUCAACAAUAAAGCGCCACUAACCAAGUAAUUGUAUUAUUUAUUAAAAUCAUCAGUAUUUAACGUAAGAUCAACAAACGCCUCUCAUAAAUUGUAAAUAAAUAACAGCAACAGACGACAGUCGUCGUUGACGGUAGUAACAGCAGCAGCAGCAGAUAACGAAAAGAAAUAAAUAAAUAUCACUAUCUGUGGUGGACUCAUGUGAGAACAAUUUAUGACGUCACACAUAAAUAAAUUAUAAAUAUUAUUACAACUACAUUAAAAGACCAACAAAAGAGAUAGAGAGCGAGUGAUCGUGUAAAUAAUUUGCACUAUAUAAAACUCUAAAAAGUAACAAUAACAACAAUUUAAAGAUUACAAUUCAACAAUACACUCGCGACAUCAAUUUUCUUGACAAAAAAGAGUAUCGGAAAAAUUGAAACCAUUAUUUGAAAAAAAAAAACAAAGAAAAUCCACAAUGAAUAGUUUAAGACCGAACAGUGUUAGUGAUACGACUCCCCUGAAGAGGCUGGAGAGUCAGAGCAGUUGUAGUGAACCAUCUUCACCGACAAUCAAUGGUGGUAGUGCCUUGUGUGUGGGUGUAACGACAACAGCAACAAUUGCCGCAGCAGCAACAAUCGCUAAUGGUGGCUGUUUAGUGGGUGUAAAUGGUCUCGGUGCUACUGGUCACGGUAGUGAUACAACAACUUCGUCAUCGACCACAACAACAAGUACAACAUUGUCUUUGAAUAAUCAUCAUAUUAAUAAUUACAGCAACAACAAUAAUAAUAAAAACGAGAAAAGUUUAAAUAUUUUCGGAAAUUCCGGUAUUAUUGGUGGCGUCUGUGGCGGUGGCGGCGGUGGUUUAAUUGGCAUUGGAACAGGUGAUAAACAUAAAAUGGAGUUGUAUGGUACCCGGAAAAUAUGUUGCCGUUUAUUGGUGGAUUUAAUGAUACUGGCCUGUGUUGGUCUACCCAUAUUAAGUUUCAAUUUAUGGGGUGAAUCGUAUAAACGUGGCUUCUUCUGCAACGAUGAUUCGCUAAUGCAUCCAUAUCACGAAUCGACCGUGGCUAGUUGGAUGUUGUAUUUGAUGUGUUUUUUAAUACCCAUUUCCAUGAUAACAAUCGUUGAAUUUUUCAAAUCGAAUUCACAUAAAAUGCAUACUUUUGGCAAUUUAUCAAGCAGCAAUUAUUACUUUUUACAUUUGGAAAUACCCGACUGGCUGGUGGAGUGUUAUAAACGUAUUGGUUUGUUAAUAUUUGGUUCAGGUGUUUGUGAAUUAACUACAGAUAUUGCCAAAUAUUCGAUUGGACGGUUGAGGCCACACUUUUUUGCGGUCUGUCAACCCAUAUUACCCGAUGGCUCAACAUGCGAUAAUCCUCUAAAUGAAGGUCGUUAUAUUGAAGAUUUCACUUGUCGUGGCUUGGGUUAUUCUACGAAAAUCAUAAAAGAAGCCUAUUUAUCAUUUCCCAGUGGUCAUGCCAGUUUUACAUCAUUCACAAUGAUCUAUAUAGCGAUUUAUCUACAUAAACGCAUGACCUGUUCGCGCAGUAAAAUGUUUAAGCAUUUAUUACAAUUUAUGUUUCUUAUGUUCGCUUGGUAUACAUCAUUGACACGUGUUUCCGAUUAUAAACAUCAUUGGACCGAUGUUUUGGCGGGUUCAUUGAUUGGCACACUGUAUGCCAUAAUAGUGACAUGUUCUAUGUGGUAGAACGAAGAUGAUAACUUGAGUUGAAGGAGUGUAUCCAUGGUUGGGUUGGAGAUUAUUAUUUUAAGGCUGCGUUUACACCUGCAAACAUAUAAAUUUUUUUAAACUGAAAACUACUAAGCUGCCACCUAUGUAUGCUGAAAAAAUCGUUUUUAAAUUGCAGGUGUAAACGUUGUUAUAAUUUGGGAUUUAAUCCCCUAUAAAUUUAAUUUCUUUUAAGUAUAAAUAUUUACACAUUUUUCUUUGGUUUAAAUUGCUUUAAUUUUGCUUUUAAAAUUAAUUUUAUUUAAAAUUCUUUUUAAAAAAGUUUAAAAUAUUACAGUAACAUAAAAAUAUUACCAUCAUUAUAUGCUAACAUCAACUAACUGAACACAUUUUUUUCAUUAUAAUAAAAUAAUUUGACACUAUUUUUUAUGUUGAACAUAAAUUGUCGGUUACGUGAUGUCUAUAUUGUCAUUAUGGUAAAUAUUUAAAACUAAAAAAAUUUUAAUAAUUUUACUUUAUAUUCGUGCAUUUGUAAUCUCAUUAAGUUUGUUCAUCUUUUAGUUGUAAGUUUUAAUUUUAAACAAAUUUUUUUCAAAGUAUUUAUUGUAAUUUAAAAUGUAUUAUUUUUUUUAAACACAUCACACAUCAACAGACAAGCAACAAAAACUUGUAAUAAAUUUUAAGCAACAAAAAC
This is a messenger RNA of Lucilia sericata (common green bottle fly), 2831 nucleotides long. Its product is annotated as putative phosphatidate phosphatase. The transcript is spliced from 7 exons. Gene Ontology annotation, biological process: phospholipid metabolic process; signal transduction; phospholipid dephosphorylation. Gene Ontology annotation, molecular function: phosphatidate phosphatase activity. The record is from RefSeq and is a predicted model, not a curated record. Bases 923 to 2155 code for a protein of 410 amino acids. NCBI's taxonomy places the organism in Eukaryota, Metazoa, Arthropoda, Insecta, Diptera, Calliphoridae.